CCCGCCCCGCAACAGCCUUCCAGAAUCCCGCACGCCAAACCCGAUCCCCAAAUCUGCCGCCGGAGAGGAAAAAAGAAGCGAAAUCCCCUCUCGCAUCUGCUCCUCCUCGUCGCGUGGCGGUGAGGAAGGAAGGAAGGGAUCGGAGAGGACCCCUACGGCGUUGCCGGUUUGGAGCCCGGACAGGGUUAUGAGCUGCCUCAAGCACCGCCGCUGCUCCGACGCCAGCCGCCUCCAGGACGGCCUCCUCGUCUUCGUCUUCUUCAUAUCGAUUCCCAUACGUAGUGCCAGUAAUCGUUUUCUCAGUAAUUCCAGUAGUAAUUUUAGUAUUAUUAGUAGUACGAGCGAUCUCUUGUAAACGGCGUUCGUGCUCGCGGCUGCUGCGUGCGCGCUGACGGAGGGGUUCUCCUCUGUUGUUGCUUCUCCGUCUGCGUCUUCUUCUCCUUGUUCGGCUUCGGCAGCGGCGUCAGGGGCCGCUAUGGAUCCCAAUAGCUUCAUGACCGGAGGCCUUUUGCUUCCGACCAUUGAGAGGCGAUGCGCUUCGCCUCCAUCCGUCAUCGUGAUCGGCGGGGGAAUCUCUGGGAUUGCUGCAGCUCGUGUCCUCUCCAAUUCUUCUUUUGAGGUGACCGUUCUGGAGUCGAGAGAUCGGAUUGGAGGUCGUGUUCAUACCGACUACUCCUUUGGAUGCCCCAUUGAUAUGGGGGCCUCAUGGCUGCACGGUGUCAGUAAUGAAAAUUCGUUGGCACCAUUGAUCGGCCAUCUUGGACUGAGAUUAUACCAAACUAGUGGUGACAACUCUGUUCUCUAUGAUCAUGAUUUAGAAAGUUGUUCGCUCUUUGAUAAGAAUGGGGUUCAAGUCCCAAGGGAAACAGCUGCUAAAGUUGGAAAAGUAUUUGAGAGAAUUCUUGAGGAGACAGUGAAACUGCGUGACGAGCAGGAACAUGACAUGCCCCUUCAACAGGCAAUUUCAAUUGUGCUUGAGAGGCACCCCCAUCUGAAGCUGCAAGGGCUUGAUGAUCGAGUCUUGCAAUGGUGUGUUUGCCGGCUGGAGGCAUGGUUUGCUGCAGAUGCAGAUGAAAUAUCUCUGAAAAACUGGGAUCAGGAGCAUGUUCUUACUGGUGGUCAUGGUCUGAUGGUGGAUGGAUACUAUCCUGUAGUUCAGGCUCUUGCUCGAGGUCUUGACAUACGCCUCAACCAAAGAGUUACCAAAGUUUCCCGCCAGCACAACAGAGUGACGGUCACCAUCGAGGAUGGCACACAACACUGUGCAGACGCUUGCAUAAUUACAGUGCCACUCGGUGUGCUCAAAGCGAACAUAAUCAAGUUUGAGCCUGAGCUGCCCCUGUGGAAGAGCUCUGCCAUUGCGGACCUCGGUGUGGGCAUAGAAAACAAGGUCGCCAUGCACUUCGACCGGGCCUUCUGGCCGAACGUCCAGGUGCUGGGAAUGGUUGGCCCGACGCCGAAAACAUGCGGCUACUUCCUGAACCUCCACAAGGCCACUGGCAACCCUGUCCUCGUCUACAUGGCUGCGGGGAGAUUCGCCCAAGAGGUGGAGAAACUCUCGGACAAGGAGGCCUUGGAUAUCGUCAUGUCCCACCUGAAGAAAAUGAUACCAGCCGCACCUGAACCUACGCAGUAUCUGGUAUCUCGCUGGGGCUCCGACCCAAAUUCCCUGGGGUCCUACUCGUGCGACCUGGUCGGGAAGCCGGCCGACGUGUGCGAAAGGUUCUCAGCCCCCGUGGAGAACCUCUACUUUGCCGGAGAGGCAGCCAGCGCAGAGCACUCUGGAGCUGUGCACGGCGCCUACUCCUCAGGCCUUGCCGCUGCCGAGGAUUGCCGCAAGCGGCUCAUGUUGCAGAAGGGCGUCCCGGACCUCGUCCAGGUCGCGGCGUGUGAGGAGGUUGCCUCCGCCGCCGCUGAGGUUGUCGCCCCUUUCCAGAUCUGUGGCACCUAAAUUCCAUUCCAAAGGAGUUGUCUGUUCUGCCAUGGCCGAUUGGCUCCAUGCUCGAUUGCUCAGGAGAUUAAUUCAGAUUCUAUAUCUUCCCGAUUUCUUUCUCUUGUGUUUGUUAGUACAAUUAAAAUUAAAUGUUGAGAUCGAUGCGUGGGUCGCUGUACUCAGGUCACUGGAUUGUCCUAUUUAUCUAUCAUUUCCUAAUAAUGUAACAGAAAACAGAUAUUUGGGGAGUGAAUGAGUUGUUCGUUGAUCAUC
Brachypodium distachyon (stiff brome) is the source of this 2206-nucleotide messenger RNA. RefSeq names its product probable polyamine oxidase 4. Lineage: Eukaryota; Viridiplantae; Streptophyta; Magnoliopsida; Poales; Poaceae. Gene Ontology annotation, biological process: polyamine catabolic process. Bases 476 to 1951 code for a protein of 491 amino acids. The transcript has 10 exons. Gene Ontology annotation, molecular function: polyamine oxidase activity. The record is from RefSeq and is a predicted model, not a curated record. Gene Ontology annotation, cellular component: peroxisome.